Messenger RNA from Cannabis sativa, 677 nucleotides. RefSeq lists its product as uncharacterized. Bases 4 to 648 code for a protein of 214 amino acids. Lineage: Eukaryota; Viridiplantae; Streptophyta; Magnoliopsida; Rosales; Cannabaceae. The transcript has 2 exons. The record is from RefSeq and is a predicted model, not a curated record.
UUCAUGCCUGAAGAACAUAAUAAUGAAGUUGAAGAACCUAAUAUUGAAGUUGAAGAACCUAAUAUUGAAGUUGAAGAACCCCCACCAAAGCAGAAAAAUACUAGGGGUAGAACCAAAAGACUAGAUAUAACGAGGCUGGCAAGCGAGGGCAAAAAAUUGGAAAUUGAGUACAACAACCUCGGACAACAAUGGGGAAAAGCAGCGACUGAUUUAGUUUCCCGGAUUGGGGUGUGGGUUCGAAUUAACAUACCACUUGUGAAUAAAAAGUGGCCACAAAUUGAUAAGGAGCUGAAGAACAGAUUAUGGAAUGAUGUUAAGGGUAAGUUCGAGCUGGAAGAGGAGGCAAAGAGACGAACAAUUCAAAAAGCUGGGGAGAGAUGGCGGGAUUGGAAAAACACCUUAACAAAAGGUAUUUACAAGGUUAAAGAUGUGGCUCCACAACUUCUUGAGAAGCCACCGAGAUUGUACGAAGACAUAAUCGAUGAGACCGAGUGGACAGAGUUUGUGGCUUUAAGAUUAACUAAAGAAUGGGGGGUGACGAGAAAGAAGCCCCAAGCUAGCAGGGCAAAAAAUAUUUACCCCCACCGCUCUGGACGAGGUGGUGCGAGGAUGGUGGAGUUACAGAUGGAGAAAGAGUUAGGCCAUUAAUUGGUCAAAAUUGAUAGAGUCGACUUAUG